ACCCUCAACGUGAAUUUCUUUUACCAUUUUCCAAAGGACUUGAGAUGAAAAGACAGUAGUCCCCACAAGUGAAACAGAAAGUAGCCCGACUGAUAUGGCUGAUUCUCUGAAGGAUGAGGAGUCCUCUAAGCCUGGGAUUGGGAUGAGAUUGACUAUUGCUUCUAUAAGUAAACGCUUUCCUCGUGCACGUAACAUUAGUACUCAAUGGCUGUUCAAGCGACUUUACAAUAGUCAGGAAUCCCAAAGCUCCCAGGAAUCCCAAAACUCCCAGGGAUCUCAUACCUUCCAGGAAACACAAAGCUCCGCAUCUCGAGUCAAAAUCCUGGAUUGUAGAGCCGAAGAUGAGUAUAACAUCAGUCACAUAGAUGGCGCUGUCCGUGUUAACUACGAAUCGUCUCCAGAAGAGAUCCUUCAUGCUGCAGAUAUUGAUAAAUCAACAAAUGACCUCUUGGAUGUGGUUUGUUACUGUUCUGUUGGAUAUCGGUCAGCUUUAGUCGCACAGAAAUUGCAGGAUUACGUCAAUAAAUCAAUGGGAAAUGACCAUCUAUCUUUCUACAAUAUGGAAGGGAGCCUUUUUAAGUGGGCCAACGAGAACAGACAUAUGGUGGAUCAAAAAGGAGAUGCAACCAAAUUCGCACAUCCUUACAACGCUGUUUUUGGAAAAUUACUUAAUUCUGAAUUACGGAAGUCUUAGAUUAGACGAAUUUUCUUUUCCACUUUAUUUGUUUCAUGUCAUUCAUAAAAACGAUUCAGAUUAUGAACUUUAAUCAUUGUUAUUUCAUUUCCACAUUCAUAUACAUGUAGGUUUUGAUAAUAAUAAUGUUCUUUCGUGGCAAGCUGCUAACUGAUUGUAUCUGCGUGAUAUCUUUCUUGUGUCAUCAUUCCCUGUGUCCCUCAAAUUACUGUUUUUGAUAAUUAAUUAGAAAAUGCACAUCUUGGUGCAUAGCUGGUCAUUAGCUAGGCAUACUGAGACGUAAUUACUCCGUAAACUUGAGCAUUCAUGUAUGUAUGUACAUAUCUCUACUAAUGACACAUACCAGUUUAUUAUAUUCCACAUUUUAGGGAUGGGGAGAAAAGAUUAGGGUUUCAUCUCUCCUGGUGGUCUUAGAAAUAUUAGAAAUCAUGAAAAGGUAUGACAAUAAAAGUCAUUCCUGGAAAUUUAACAGAACACCGUUGCCUAGGUGUAAUAAACAAUAGACCCCUUACUGGGGUUUGAAAUUCAUGACUAUUAAAUAACUGGAUGGAAGCGGAAAGGUAUAAAAUCAAAGUACUGACACAGUAUUGAAAGACUGGGUUUUUGUUUUGAACAUAUUUUAUUGACAAUCAAAGGGAUAAGAAACAAGUUCUACCAACUUAAUAGUUCCUCUCCCAUAUAUAACACAUGAUUAUAAAGACUGGGUCUUAAUAAAGAUCAGGGUUUUAUAAUUUCAGUCAU
Molecule: messenger RNA, 1435 nt
Organism: Saccostrea echinata
Lineage: Eukaryota; Metazoa; Mollusca; Bivalvia; Ostreida; Ostreidae
Exons: 5
Coding region: 95-694 (199 amino acids)
Source: RefSeq, a predicted model, not a curated record